AUGUUACAAAAACUUUCCCGUGAGAGUUUGCGACUCAAUCCACCUCCCCGGAGUCCGGAUGCUCCGGUCAUUUAUGAAACCUCAAAACAAGUCAAGAAAGCAUACAGCAAAAGGAAAGGCACAUUGAUAUCUGAAGCCGAGAAAAAGCGGAUUGAACGGAUAAGAGUUCUUGAUGACAGAGCCGAAAAGAUAAAGCAGAAGGAACAGAGGAAGAAGGAGAAUGCAUUGAAAAGAAAAGCGAAGGAAGAAAAGGAAGGGCCGACGUUUAAGAAGAUUGCGAGGAUAACUUCGAGUCAACCGGAACUGAGCAAGUUCUUUGUGUCGAAGAAGGGACCGUCGGCUCCUGUUAAGAGAGGGCUUGAUAACCCCGUUAAUGUUGAUCAAGGACAUAUUAGAUCCGAAGUUGAGGAUGUAAAAACUGCUGAUAUUGCCCAGGAGCAUCCUGAGUCUGAACCCGAGGAUGUAGAAGCCGUUGAUCCGGAACCACCAGCAACUGAGGAUGAAUUUGAAGAUUCGGUAGUAGAAACAGAGGUAAAGCCGAGCGCUCUGGUAGAGAUACCAAUUGAUGACCGUAAUGUCCCUGCCAUCUCCCCAACUCUAGUGGGGGAAGAGGAUCACGAGGAUUUUGCUCAGGGGCGGAAGGCCACCAUGAAGCUUUGUUCGCAACUAUCUCUACCUGGGUCUAAUAAUACACCAGAGAAACUAGCCGGUGGACGGUUAACAACGGGCGGACCACUAAAGGGGAAACGGCUUCUUUCAUCCCCCUAUGAUAGUCUGCCAUGCACUAUACCACGUGGCAUCCUCCCCGAUUCAUCCCCUCCAGUACCUUUACAUGCACAAACUCUACCCUCAGAACGGGAAGAGGAAGAAGCCGAAGCAAGACAAGAAGAGGAUGAGAGGAUAUUAGAAAUUCUGCGGGAACAAACCGAUUACAACGACUUUGACGACGAUUAUGAUCUUGAAGAUGAUCCGGGAUUUGAUUACGAUUAUGUGGAAGACUAUACGAGCCCCGUACACGAAGCGGAAGAUGAAACAUACGGAGAUGAGGGAUUGGACAUAACGGAAAGCGAAGAGGCCUACGGAAUGGGUCUCUCAGACCCGGAAUUUGACGAGUUGCAUGAUACUUUUUUUGAACACGAGGCUGAAGAGGUCCAUGCUGAUGAGUCCGAGCAAGGGUUUGACAGUUCGUUUUUAUGUCAAGCCUUCGAGGACGACCUGAGAGAGUUGGAAGAAGAAUUUUAG
Orbilia oligospora ATCC 24927 is the source of this 1242-nucleotide messenger RNA. RefSeq lists its product as uncharacterized. The transcript has 2 exons. Lineage: Eukaryota; Fungi; Ascomycota; Orbiliomycetes; Orbiliales; Orbiliaceae. The record is from RefSeq and is a predicted model, not a curated record. Bases 1 to 1242 code for a protein of 413 amino acids.